UGCUAGGCCCACCUCCGGUAAUCGAAACUUCUGUAAUGAUGAAGUGGUUCACAAUAUGUCAAGCUGGAUGGCGUUGUUACUCUAGUUGAUUCUAAAUAUGCUAUGAAACAUUUAAAUGAAGUGAAACCACGAUUCGUAGUGAAUGAGACGGUUGAACAAGUUGCUUAUGCUGAUCGUAUAAUUUUGAAUAAAAUUGAUCUGGUAACUGAGGCUGAUUUGGAGGUCUUGACCGAGAGAAUUAAGCAUAUUAAUUGCAUGGCGCCAAUCAAACUAGCUAAACAUGGGAUUGUUGACAUGGACUUUGUUUUGGGAGUGGGAGGAUAUGAUCUAGACAGAAUUGAAUCCACAGUUCAUGGAGAAACCCCUUCUACAGACCAUCAUCAUCACCAUCAUAGAGAUGGUCAUGGGCACCAUGAGGAGCAUCUUCAUGACCAUGUGCAUGAUUCAGCUGUCUCUAGCAUUAGCAUUGUUUCUGAAGGAACUCUUGAUCUUGAUGAGGUUGAUGAUUGGCUUGAGAGACUCAUUGAAGAAAAAGGAGAGGAUUUGUAUAGAAUGAAGGGUGUCUUGUCUGUGAAUGGUUCUGAUCAGCGUUAUGUUUUUCAGAUUUUCACUACCAUUUCAUUCACGGAGUGCAUUCCGAACUCGACGGUGGCCGGGGGAACAUAUGGGACGCAAAUGAGAAGAUGA
Molecule: messenger RNA, 687 nt
Organism: Carica papaya (papaya)
Lineage: Eukaryota; Viridiplantae; Streptophyta; Magnoliopsida; Brassicales; Caricaceae
Source: RefSeq, a predicted model, not a curated record